AUACUGACAGCUGCAGCUCUAUACUGGGCUCAUAAGUCCUAAAGCUGAAGGCAUGAUUAAGGAAAUCUGACUUUUUAUUACUUUUCACUGUUUUCUCUCCUCGCUGUGACAGAGAAGGGAGAAGAACAACUGGUGAAGGAUGCGACUCCCAAGGGCGGCAGAGGAGGAGAAGGAGCGUCCGCCUCCACCUCCCUCCCACCACUCCAACCACCAGUUCACCAGCAUGAAGAACAAGUUCUUCAAUGAGCUCACACAUCUGCCAAAUCAUAAGCUCAAGAUGCCCAUGUGGGCUGUGGGUGCCAUCGUGGUCGUGGUCCUCGCACUUGUCGGCUGUCUGGGAUUCUGCAUCUACAAGAAGUGCGUCAACAAAGGCAAAAAGCCCAAGAAGACCAGAGAGAGGAAAGGAGGCCGAGGACGCAGGAAGAAGGACAAGGAGGGAGAAGAAGGAGAGGAGAAAAAGGAAGGAGAGGAAGGGAAAGAGGAGGAGGAGAAGGAGUCUUUAGGAAAACUGGAGUACUCUCUGGAUUAUAACUUCACUGAUAACCAGCUCAUAGUGGGCAUCCUUCAGGCUCAAGACCUUCCAGCCAUGGACAUGGGGGGCACUUCAGACCCCUACGUCAAGGUGUACAUGUUGCCAGACAAGAAAAAAAAGUUUGAGACAAAAGUUCAACGCAAGAACCUGUGCCCCGUUUUCAAUGAGACGUUUACCUUCAAGAUACCCUACAGUGAGUUGGGGGGUCAGACUCUGGUGCUGCAGGUUUUUGACUUUGAUCGUUUUGGCAAACAUGACGUCAUUGGUGAAAUCAAGAUCCCAAUGAACAGUAUUGACCUCGGACAACCAAUACAUGAAUGGAAGGAUCUGGUUGGAGGAGAAAAAGAAGAGCAAGAGAAAUUGGGUGAUAUCUGCAUUUCCCUGCGUUAUGUCCCCACGGCUGGCAAGCUAACGGUCAACAUAAUGGAAGCCAAGAAUCUGAAAAAGAUGGACGUAGGAGGACUGUCAGAUCCUUUUGUGAAGGUGGUGCUGCAGCACAACGGCAAGAGACUCAAGAAAAAGAAGACAUCCGUCAAACAAAACACCCUGAAUCCUUAUUUCAACGAGAGCUUCAGCUUUGAAAUUCCCUUCUCCCAGAUCCAGAAAGUGCAGGUUCUCAUCACAGUCUACGACUACGACAAGCUGGGCAGCAACGAUCCCAUUGGCAAGUGCUGGAUCGGUUAUGGCGCCUCCGGUGUCGGGCUGCGCCAUUGGUCUGACAUGUUGGCCAACCCCAGGCGUCCGGUGGCCCAGUGGCACACGCUCCUGCCCGAAGAGGAGGUGGAUGCUGCUCUGAAGGCCCCCAUCCGCUGAGCACAACAGCCAGGCUGCCGUCAAAACACACAAGCGCAGGUCUUCUAACAGAAGACAGAACUUGGAUAGAAACUUUAAGAAACUGUCAGAACUUUCCUUUGUCAUCCAGCUGUGUCUGUCUGAAUAAAUAAAAUGAAAUAACACUAGCUUAAAUGUGCCGCCACAGAUUUCUGUUGACUUGUUCAUUUAAAAAACUCACUUUAGCACCAGAGAUUGCACCAAGCGAAUAAUUUUCUCCACCUUAAAUUAUUCAGAUGUUUCUUACAUAUUUAAAGAAAUACAAAUUCAAUUCACGGAAUUGACUGUAUAUUUCAAAAAUCCCACUUUGUCUUGAUUUUUUUGAACACUUGUUAUUUCUUAUUGAAACAUGUUAAUAAAGCAGACAAGGAAAAUACAUCUAAAUAUGAUCAGUUGUAACUUAUUCUAGCAUAGUCUUACUUUUCUUGUUGAGUAAAAUGUUUUUAUUUUUGUUCUUUAACAAACUCUUCAACCUAUAAAAGGAAAUGACAUGUUUUAAAAUGACUUUUAGAAAAAAAAGAAGGCCUAAAACAAGAUUUUUGCUACUUUUUACGACAUAUAAUGUUUGUGUUUACUUAUGUCAGAUAAUUUCGACUGGAUUAGUUUGGUCAUCACUUUUCUUGUGAUUUGAUGUGUUGGUUUAUUUCCACCAAUCGUGGAUUUGUUAUCAGUGUUUGCAUGUGGGAACACAGUGUCUGGGUGUGUAUUAUCAUUUAUAUUCUUCCUAAAAAUGGAAAUUGUUUUUUUGUUUGACUGAUUAUCCAAACUAGAGCAGUAAAUAAACAUGUGACAGAUGGUUUGGUGGAAGCAUGGAUUUAUUUUUUUGUGCAUAGAAAGUUGACAUUUUGUUCUUAGCAGAGGGAAUGAAAUACUUUUGAUAUAAACAUAACAGCAUGGAUGCAUUUACAUGAGCAGACAAUGAAUUGCCAAUGAAUCCUUGUCUCUAAAGCUCAACAGGAAAUAUUCUGUGAGGGAGGGUAGAUGUGGAAUUAUGGCAAAUGGAGAAUAUUCUGAAAAAGGAGAUAUUAAAAAGGAUAAAUAAAAAUCUGUUGUAAAUUAUAAAAGAUGUGAAGCUAAGUUUUGUAAAUAUAAUUCAUUUAAUCUCACAUUUUAUAAAAUUAUGAGUGUUUACAUCAAAUUGAACUGCAAAAUACUGUUAAUCUGCAUCUCCAAAGCUGUCCUGCUGACAUCCUGAACUCCAUCCCUCCUCCCCCAGGCUCCCAGAAGACUAGUUUGUAAUUAUUCUAAUUAAUUUAUUUUUAAUGUAAACUAAUAAUUACUGAGAAAAAGAAAGAAGUGGCUCCCAUUGUAAAAGUGGUCUGCAAAUAAAGUUUGGCUUGAUUUGA
Oryzias latipes (Japanese medaka) is the source of this 2709-nucleotide messenger RNA. It is a transcript of the gene syt5a, whose product is annotated as synaptotagmin Va. Gene Ontology annotation, biological process: calcium ion-regulated exocytosis of neurotransmitter; synaptic vesicle endocytosis. Gene Ontology annotation, molecular function: phosphatidylserine binding; SNARE binding; calcium-dependent phospholipid binding. Lineage: Eukaryota; Metazoa; Chordata; Actinopteri; Beloniformes; Adrianichthyidae. The record is from RefSeq and is a predicted model, not a curated record. Gene Ontology annotation, cellular component: exocytic vesicle; axon; synaptic vesicle membrane.